AUGCCGAAGAUCAAGAAAAAGGGCACGUCCGGUGCGGCCAAAAACUACAUCACCCGCUCGCAGGCCGUCCGCAAGCUCCAGAUUUCGCUGCCAGACUUCCGGCGACUGUGCAUCUUCAAAGGCAUCUACCCGCGCGAGCCACGAUCGAAGAAGAAGGUGUCGAAAUCCUCGACGCCGAGCACCACCUACUACUACACCAAAGACAUCCAAUACCUGCUCCAUGAGCCGCUCCUCGCCAAGUUCCGCGACCAGAAAGCGCUUGCGAAGAAGAUCAGCAAGGCGCUGGGCCGCAACCAAGUCAGCGAUGCCUCGCGCCUCGAGCGGAAUCUCACCCCGCGCAUGAAGCUGGACCACAUCAUCAAGGAGCGAUACCCCACCUUCGUCGAUGCGCUGCGAGACCUGGACGAUGCCUUGUCCAUGCUGUUCCUGUUCGCCAACCUGCCCAGCACCGAGAGCGUUCCUCCCAAGACCAUCGCCAAGUGUCAGCGACUGACGAUGGAGUUCGAACACUACCUCAUCCGCACACACAGCCUGCGGAAGUCGUUCCUCUCGAUCAAGGGCAUCUACUAUCAGGCAACGAUACAGGGCCAGGAUAUUCUGUGGUUGGUGCCAUACAAGUUCGUCCAGAGAACAGCAGGCGAAGUCGAUUUCCGCAUCAUGGCUACGUUUGUCGAGUUCUACACCACCCUGCUCGGCUUCAUCAACUACAGGCUGUACACGGGCAUCGGCCUUGUGUAUCCUCCCAAGUUCGACAUGAAGAGCGAGGAACAAGGCGCAGAGCUGGGAGCCUUCCAGCUCCAAGGAAAGGAUAACGAUGACAAGGCUGAGCCUAGUCAGCUUCCGGACGCAGAGACCAACGUAAGAGCACAGGCUGAGGCAGACAAGCUUUUGGCAUUACCGGCUGAAGCAGAUAGGCCAGAGGGCGAGGCAGAUGCUGAGCAGGAGUCCUUGCAACAGCCCUCGACAGCCCUUGACCAGUUCGCAUCGAUUGACCCAUCAGCAGACACACUACUACAACCAUCCAUCACAGCAGAUGCCGCGUCGGCAGCUCGAUUAUUCGAGCCCUUCACAUUCUAUCUCUCCCGAGAAACGCCCCGGCAUCCGCUCGAGUUCGUUCUGAAAGCUUUUGGGUGCAAUCGAGUAGGUUGGGACAGUCUACUCGGCGAGGCAGGCUCAUAUUGCUCAGAAGAUGACCCGCGCAUCACUCAUCAAAUUGUUGACAGGCCAGAUUUGCCAUUGCCAGCUCCUCCUCAAGUCAAUGGCGACGACGAUGGCUUCGACGAUGGCUUCGAUGACGGUGCUCCAGUGGCGAGAAGAGGCAAUGAGAGGGUUCCAGGCCGAAUAUACGUUCAACCGCAGUGGGUCUGGGACUCAAUCAACGCUGGAUCCAUACAGAGACCUGACAAGUACGCUCCCGGUGCGACAUUACCGCCACAUUUGAGUCCGUGGGUGAAACCAAGACAAGGCGACUACGAUCCUACGAAGUCGCUUGCUGAACAGCAGACUGCGGCAGAAGCGGAGGAGUCUGACGAAGACGAUGUGAACGUUGAAGGAAGUGACGGCGAGGAGGUGGAGGGAGUUCGAGGUGACGAGGAGGCCCGAGAAAUGGAGGAUGACCUUGAAGACGAUGGCAUGGCCGUUCAAUUAGCAGAGUCAGACGAUGACGAGGAAGAUGAGGACGACGCCGACGGUGGGGCAGGCGACGAUUUUGGUGGCUUUUCCGACGAAGAGGACGAAGAUCUGAGCGCUCGACAGGCGCGGGAGCAUCAAGCAGAGCUUGAGGCUGAGGCGCUCGGUCGCAAAGUCAAGACAGCUGAUCUGGCAGAGAAGAAGAAGACGACGAAAGCUGCAGCUCAAACCAAGCGCACGCAGGCAGAGAAGGCGGCGGCCGAAGAGGUCGAGAGGAGAAAGAUGAUGAUGCCGCGCCGCAAGCGCAAGACUUACGAAAAGAUGGUCUACUCGAACGCGCGCAAGGAUGAAGAAUCCGAGAAGCUGCGCGCGAAGAGGAGAAAGAUUGAAAAGGGCGCCACGAAGCAAAAGGCCUGA
Messenger RNA from Fulvia fulva, 2046 nucleotides. RefSeq names its product Pescadillo. The record is from RefSeq and is a predicted model, not a curated record. The transcript is spliced from 2 exons. Bases 1 to 2046 code for a protein of 681 amino acids. Gene Ontology annotation, molecular function: RNA binding. Gene Ontology annotation, biological process: maturation of LSU-rRNA from tricistronic rRNA transcript (SSU-rRNA, 5.8S rRNA, LSU-rRNA); ribosome biogenesis. NCBI's taxonomy places the organism in Eukaryota, Fungi, Ascomycota, Dothideomycetes, Mycosphaerellales, Mycosphaerellaceae. Gene Ontology annotation, cellular component: nucleolus; PeBoW complex.